Messenger RNA from Physella acuta, 3679 nucleotides. RefSeq lists its product as uncharacterized. The record is from RefSeq and is a predicted model, not a curated record. Gene Ontology annotation, molecular function: metal ion binding. Gene Ontology annotation, biological process: superoxide metabolic process. NCBI's taxonomy places the organism in Eukaryota, Metazoa, Mollusca, Gastropoda, Physidae.
CCGGUCUGUCAAUAGCCAGCUAAUCUCGGCCCGGGGCAGAAUUUAGGCCAGUUGUGAAAACAAGCCGAGCCUAUCUUACAUAUUGGAUGGAUAAUAUUUCACAGCGGAACUAAAGCCCAUCUGCCGCGGGUCGUCACAACACGACUAAAUUAUUUCAGACACUUAAUGAACUUGUGCGUCAGUUAGUCAGUGGUGUCUUCACUACAACAUGGCGAUGUCACCGCUUGUUGUUAUUCUCAUUGUCGCAGUUGUGGGUGUAUGCAGUGGCCAGACUCUGGUGGGUGAGAUCCACAUGCUGGGUGUCAGGGGCACCGUCCAGACGUCCUGGGGCAACAAUGCCCUCACCGUGACGCUCAACGUGACGGAGACCAUGGGGCAGACCACCGUGGAGAUCCACCCCGUGUGGCUGGAGUAUGACGUGGAGGACAAGUGCUCCAACACACAGCUCGGCGAGGUUGUCGCAGGGUUGAGUCAAAGUGUGACCCUGCAGGCCAACACCCAGACAAAUGUGAUAUUCCAGAACAUUCUCACCUGGGAUCAUGUUACAGGUCACUCAAUAGUUCUGAAAACGGACACUAAAACUAUCUGCGCCACGCUACAAGCAGACGCCACACACGUCACAGCCGUCGCCAAGUUCCGUGGCGUCCUGUCUGGCCUCGUGUAUUUCCGCCAACUCAACCCUACAGUGACAGGUUCGGUAACUCGCAUCGUCGCUGACUUAUACACUGACAAUACCAACCUCAGGAGUCUAUCGUGGAGAAUUACAGACUCAUUCAGUAAUUGUUCGUUGGUUACGUUUCAAAACGCCAAGGUAUAUAACCCAAAUAAUGUUGCCGGCGGUGGAUGCAGCCAGAGUAAUCCCACUUUGUGCGCUGUGGGAAAUCUUGUUGACAAGCUAGGUAACGUCAUCACAGGGGCUACGAAAGGAGAGCGACGGCUUGGAUUUUCUGAUAGAAAUCUUCCUCUUGCCGGAGGAUCGAGUAUAGAAAACAAACUUUUACUUGUUUAUCCCUCUGAUAACAGCAGUUUCUUCUGUGCAGAAAUUAAAAUUUUUGCACUUCGAAAAGCAGUUGUGAAAUUCAGUCAUGAUGGUGUCACAGGAUCUGUCAUAUUUUCUCAGUUGUCGCCCCUAGACCAGACAACGACAGAAGUCAGUUUAACAGGUCUGAGAUCAGCAGCCAAAGGAUACCAUGUCCACCUCUGGCCCACGCCCACAAAGACCGUGGCAGGGCAAGAUCUUUGCGGCCCCGUGGUUGUGGCUGCACAUUUCAACCCCUACAAAAAAGACGUCAACUCCCCAACCUACCCCACUCCUGGGAGUACCACCAACGACAUGUAUGAGGUUGGAGACCUGAGUGCUAAGUAUGGAACCCUUGAAGGUCUCAAUGAAUUAAACAGCUCAUACAAAGACUGGAAUUUACCUUUAUAUGGAACUAACAGCAUCAUUGGUCGGUCUUUGGUCAUUCACCGCAAUGACUCAAGUGCCAGCAGAUGGGUGUGUGCCAACAUCAGACCUCUAGCCCCAGUUGUUCUGGCCAGAGCAACGUUCAAGUUCCCCGUCAUUGGGCAGGUGCUGUUUAUGCAGGAGUUGGACCGGCCUUUAUCAGAAACUUCCAUUUUUUUACUGCUGGACUACAAUGAUGGACGGUCACCAACUCAAGGUCAUCCAUGGAGAAUUAAUACAAAUCAAAUAGCGCCAUUGUCAGCCAUGGAUGACAAAAGGUGCCAGACAACUGAGCCCAUCUUCACACCUGUGGGGGACCUAACCUCCAGACUUGGAACUUUAGAAAUACGGAAUGCAGUCACCAACAAUGAUACAGGAAAAAGAUUGGUAUUUACUGACACAUACCUGCCCCUGUCAGGACCUCAGUCCAUUAUUGGAAGAUCUCUGGUCAUCCUGAGCCCUGGUAGCUCCAGUAUUUUAUCCUGUGCUAACAUCGAGCCCGUACCCCAGCCAACUUUAGCUGCUCACCUGUCCAUGAAUGGUGUUGGAGGGAUGGUCACUUUCACGCAGUCACCUGGAUUUGGGGCCCUAGAAACCUCAGGGGUCAAUGAACUGACAGGACUUACAGAUAGCCACAGGUUAAGGAUAUAUGAUCUGCCUCCAAAUGAUGAUAAGUGUUCAGGCAUUGGAUCAGUUUAUAACCCUCUAAAUGUGAAUACAGUGCAAUCUACUGAUGAUACAUACAAAAUUGGAGAUUUAGAAAGAUUUGGAACACAGAAGCAGUGGGUGAACCUGAAUCUGCCUUUGACUGGCCUGACAAGUGUUGCAGGGAGGAGUCUGGUUGUAGUGGACACCACCAGCAACAGGAUUGUGGCUUGUGCUACCAUAGUGACGCACAUGUCUGAUGUCAGCGGCCAGCUUGUCACUGCUGUAUCCAACUUCACUGGAGGAAUUGUGGGAACUAUUUUUUUGUCUCAGACAGUGUAUACUGAUGGCACAAUGAGUGACACUUCAAUCACUGUUCACCUGAACGACUCGACAGGUGCCAAGAGUCCAUCCCACAACUGGCACACCCACAUGUACCCAGUGAACGGGGACAGCAACGCCACCACAGCCAGGUGCAACAGUACUGGCCUUCAUUUUGAUCCUUACAAGACAAUAGUCAACACGAUGAACUACAACAGUGAAUGCAGAGCUUUAAAUCCACUGCGGUGUGAAGUUGGUGACCAAGCCAUGAAACUGGGCACCUAUGAUGUUGGAAGUGGGAGAAAGUUGGUCACAGAUGUUGAUUUACCGUUAAUUGGGGAAUUUUCAGUGCAAGGCAGAUCAAUGGUCCUUCAUGUGAGUGGGAUGGGGGCAACAAGGCUUGCAUGUGCUGAUAUCAUUCCUGUCACAAGUGAUGCUGUGCCUGUUGAGUUCAAGACUCCAUCUUUGUUAGACAAGCUAGGGAUAGCAAAGGUUUAUGCCAAUGCUAUUGGAGCUUCACGUACAGAAGUAGUUGUUCAACACAUCAGUGAUGCAGCUGGUAAAACCAAAGUCUUGGUGCAUUUUACAGGCUUUAAAAGGAGUUCACUAAGGAGUUUAUUUGUUCAGUACCUCAAUGCAAAAAAUCCAAGUUUGGCACCUUACCUUCCUGAUAUUAAUACUGCAGCAACGUGUCUCCCAUCUGUAACAGUUGUGUUUGCAACUUUGGCAGUCUGCCUGCUCACCUCAACAUUUUAACAGCCACAAGAAAACUCUUUUACUUUUGUUAUAAAUAAAAUGUUAUGCAAUGUUUCUGACUGUAUAUAAUAGUGUCAUAUAUUUGUAUUUAGUUUUAUAUUGUAAAAAAGUUCAGCUGUACAAAAGAAAAUGUAACAUAAAGAAUUAAUAUAAAAACUGUAAAUAUUAGUAAAUGUUUUGUUCUUUAUAUUAUUUUAGCUUUCACAUUUUUUAUGUUUUAUAGAAGAGAACUAUUAUUAAGAAUAAUAUAUUUUUAGGCUUAUUUUUCUUAUUCUUUCUCAAAAUGUUGGCGAAAUGAAGCCUGCUAAAAAUAAAGUCUGUAAAAAAAAAAUCCUCCAGUCUAAAAUUUAGUUCACAUUCUCAUAAAGUGUCCACAAACUUUAUGUUUUGUACAGAAAAAAGAAAAAAGUUUUAAUGUUUUAUUACUUUUCUAAAAAAAAAUUUUUAAACUCCACUGGAUCUACUUGCUAUUACCGAAAUAAAUAAAUCUGGUAACAUGUAUAAAGUUUAUUA